Molecule: messenger RNA, 2442 nt
Organism: Aplysia californica (California sea hare)
Lineage: Eukaryota; Metazoa; Mollusca; Gastropoda; Aplysiida; Aplysiidae
Product: kelch-like protein 18
Exons: 12
Coding region: 39-1769 (576 amino acids)
Molecular function (GO): protein binding
Source: RefSeq, a predicted model, not a curated record
ACUGGGCUGAUUCAAUGUUUUGUUAUUGAGCUGCAAAGAUGGCAGACGAUGUUGUUGAGUUCUUUCAACCUGAGCUACCAAUCAAUGCUUUUCCUACUAUUGCCGAUAUCAGAAGACAAGGGCAGCUCUGUGAUGUUACCCUUAAGGUGGGGGACCAGAAAUUCUCUGCCCAUCGAAUCAUUUUGGCUGCAACCAUCCCGUAUUUCCAUGCCAUGUUUACGCAUGAUAUGGUGGAGACAAAACAAGCCGAGAUCACAAUGGAAAGUAUUGAGCCAGGAGCUCUUGAGGCUUUGAUCAACUUUGCCUACACUGGAUAUGUAGUCAUUGAUUCCAACAAUGUCCAGUCACUUCUCAUCGUUGCCAGCUUUCUCAACAUGCAGGCAGUCAAAGAUGCUUGCUGCACUUAUCUCAAAAACAGACUGGAACCGUCCACUUGUCUGUCAGUGCGAGCAUUCGCUGACCAGUACAUGUGCUCCUCCCUGGUGGACGCGGCCAACAAGUACAUUCAGAACAACUUCAGACAGGUGGCACUCACUCCAGACUUCCUGGCCCUGCUCAAGUCUGAUGUGCUGGAAGUCUUGUCGAGGGAUGAACUCUACGUAAAUAGUGAGGAGCAGGUGUUUGAGGCUGCCUUGAGCUGGAUCAAACACGACAUAGACCAAAGGGUGUCGGCUCUGCCGGAGCUCAUGGUCAAAGUGAGGUUACCAUUGUUGACCCCGCAGUACUUGAGUGAUAAAGUGGCCACAGAGGACCUCAUCAAAAGCUCCUUACAGUGCAGGGACCUACUGGAUGAGGCCCGUGACUACCACCUGAUGCCAGAGAGGAGACUCCUCAUGCAGACCUUCAAGACUCGACCUCGGUGCUGUACUGAUGUGCCCGGCUUUAUCUUUGCUGUGGGCGGUCUAACAUCUGCCGGAGACUCACUGAGUACUGUUGAAAGAUUUGACCCUGUGAGCGGUCGAUGGAUUGCAGGGGAACCAAUGAGUACCAUGCGAAGCAGAGUUGGAGUUACUGUUCUCAAAGGCUGCCUGUAUGCUAUCGGUGGCUACAACGGGAUGGAGCGUCUGGACACUGUGGAGGUCUAUGAGCCCCUGAGUCAUCGCUGGACCAGAGUGGCUGCCAUGAACUGCAAACGCAGUGCCCUUGGUGCGGUAAGCCUAAACGGCCGAGUCAUUGUGUGUGGUGGCUAUGAUGGCGUCACAUCUCUACGCUCGUGUGAAACCUACGACCCCAGCACAAAGUUGUGGUCGAUGCUGAAGCCCAUGCACAAACAUCGUAGUGCAGCCGGAGUGACCAUCUUACAUGGGGAAGUGGUCGCUUGUGGCGGCCAUGAUGGAUUGUCCAUAUUUGAUUCAGUUGAGUCCUACAGUCCCACCAAGGGUGAGUGGCAGAUUCUUCCACUAAUGAAAUCCAAGCGUUGUCGCCUGGGCGUGGCCACCCUGAACGGCAAAGUGUAUGCGGUGGGAGGCUAUGAUGGCUGUGUAUUUCUGCGCUCAGUGGAACGUUACGACCCUGACUCUCAGACCUGGGAGCUAGUGGCUCCAAUGCAGGUGAAGAGAAGCCGGGUGGCUGUCGCGGCAACCUACGGACGUUUGUACGCGAUUGGAGGUUAUGACGGUCAGAGCAACCUGAACUCUGUAGAGGUCUACGACCCCACAACCAAUGAGUGGACGUUUGCCACCAACAUGAGCGGCCAUGAAGGCGGGGUCGGGGUCGGAGUUAUACCCAUGGACUCUUUCUCGGAAACCGAGGUCACGUUCGCGGCUUGAACGUUGUUGGCAAAGGUGUAAAAAUAGCUUUGAUGAAGACUGUCCUGCAUCUUCUUUGACUGUUAAUGUGUCCUGCAUCACCUCUGAUCAAAACUGUGGCUUGCGUCUCCUGUGACCACAACUUCAUGCUCUGUCACCUUUGAUGAAGACUGCAUCCUGCGCCACCUUUGAUCAUGAUCACAAUCACAUUGACCAUGACUGUGUACGCAAAGGCCUUGACUAAACCUUUACCAAGAUUGUGUUCUGUAGAUCUUUGACAAAGACUGUCCUGGAAAGCCUUCAGUAAAGAUGCUGUCCCGUAAAGUAAUUUGUGGUAAGGGCUUCGGCAAAGACUACGUGUUGAAUCUAUGAUGAUGUAUACUCCAGAUAUAGUCUACUCUUUUUCAAGAAGCUACAAUUUUGUCUGCACCAAGCUCCAGGAUUCUCUCCCUUGACUACAUGUCUACACUUCACCUCAAGUACAGCUGACAGAUUUUCUGAGAUUGCCUUGUUUGGAGAUUUUUUGUCUCUUCAAAUUUUUUUCUGUGAUCCCCCAACUGUGGAUUAGUAUUUGGCUCAAUGAAACAUGUUUGUCUUGUUCCUGACAGGCGGGGUGGCCCUGACAAGCAGGUUCGGAAGCCCUUCUCCUAAAUGAUCGAAACUAUCGAUGGGGGCGUAAAAAUCCCUGAAGGUG